AUGAGCCAGCAGCAGCAGCAGCAGAAGCAGCCCAGUCCGUAUCGGACUUACCAACCCCAACCCCAAUUUCAACCUCAGCCCAACCGCUAUGAUCAACUUCCGCGGUCUAACGUCACCUCGGCCGCGUCAGGUGCCUUCGUGUCGAACUUCAAACCUCCGCGUUGUCGACCUUCCGAUCUUAGCGAGGUUCCGACAGAUGAGCUUCACAACUGGCUCAAAGACCCUCAACUCGUGCAGCGCAAGCACGACAGCAUCGCUGGUAAACUACUAACAGACCCCGAUACUCGGCAGAUGAUGCUGAAUCAAUGUGCGAUCCAAACUCCACAUUUACUCACAGAGCUACGAGACUACCUUAGCUCAAUCGGCGCUCCGGCAGACGCUUCACCACUGCCCAUCCGCCAAGACAAUACUGAAUUGAGCCAGUCUGAAGUAAAGAUAGUUAAUGAAAUUAUGGCUGAUCAAAAACAUCUUGAAUUUGCGAGCCAGCAAUAUCGCGAAGCUAGAGAGGCGUUUCACUUGUGGGAGACGGAGAUCUAUCAGAUUAAUGCACAAAUAAAAGCGAGGGCGGCACUUACUGAGGCUAGCCGCAAGGGCAAACCGUCAAGCCAGUAA
This is a messenger RNA of Fusarium verticillioides 7600, 612 nucleotides long. RefSeq lists its product as hypothetical. Bases 1 to 612 code for a protein of 203 amino acids. Lineage: Eukaryota; Fungi; Ascomycota; Sordariomycetes; Hypocreales; Nectriaceae. The transcript is spliced from 2 exons. The record is from RefSeq and is a predicted model, not a curated record.